Messenger RNA from Centruroides sculpturatus (bark scorpion), 1963 nucleotides. Its product is annotated as prolactin regulatory element-binding protein-like. Gene Ontology annotation, biological process: protein secretion. Gene Ontology annotation, cellular component: endoplasmic reticulum membrane. Lineage: Eukaryota; Metazoa; Arthropoda; Arachnida; Scorpiones; Buthidae. Bases 195 to 1571 code for a protein of 458 amino acids. Gene Ontology annotation, molecular function: guanyl-nucleotide exchange factor activity; GTPase activator activity; protein binding. The record is from RefSeq and is a predicted model, not a curated record. The transcript is spliced from 9 exons.
AAAACUAAUAAGUUUACGUCAUGCUUAAGAUUUAAAAAUUCAAACCAAGCGUUUUAUUCAUUUCAAAAGCAUUCGUUGCGUAUUUUUACGUAAAUGUAUUAUUUUUAUAACUCGACAUUUAUAACUUAUCGCUUAGAAAAGGAACGGCAAAAAUAUGCGACGUCACGUGCAAUAGACAGAUAAAACUAGUCAAGAUGGUGGCCAAGAGCAGGGGUCAGUUGUUGGCUAGAGUUAAUUUUCCAAUGUAUACUGUGCACAUUCUGACAGAAAGGCAUUUUCUGGUGGCCGGAGGAGGUGGACAAGCGAAAACUGGCAUACCAAACGUUAUAGAAAUUUACGAAUUGAUCAAUAACGGUUCUACUUGUCGCGCCGAAUCGGUGACGCAUUACGAGACCGGAAGUCAAGCCAUAAUGAACAGCGUGGUAUUUUUCAACGGGAAACAUCACGUGCUAGCGGCCGGAAUGGAAGGGACCUGUCAGAUCUAUCAGAUGAAAUACAAAAUCUUGGAUGCAGAUAAAGAUGGUGAGGUUCAAAAACCAAAGGUUAAAGAAGAAGAAACUGAAACUAAAAUGCGCGCACUUCGACGGAGGAGGACAAAUUCUGUCCAUUCCGAUAAUGAAACCGAGACGGCCGAAAAUAAAGAGAAGACUACAGACGAUCAAAAGAGCCCGAAAUCGGAAAAGAAAAGAAAGAGAUCUGACAGCACGUUUGAUUUUCUACCGACUAGGAUAGGUUUUGACAUAAAACCAAUUCAGAGCUUUCAGACCGAUUUUAACAAAAAAGAUGAGCCAUUCCAGAAACUAGUCAGAUUUAAUUCGGAAAAGAAACUGAUGGUUACCGCUGGUGCUGAUGGCCACAUCAGAAUUUGGAAAUAUCCAGAAUUAACAUUAACAAAUGAAAUUGAAGCUCAUAAAGAUGAAGUUGAUGAUAUUGAUGUAACUUAUCUUGGUAAUGAGCUUGUGAGUAUUUCAAGAGAUGGCCAUGGUUACGUAUGGGAUUUAGAAACUGGGAAAAAACUUCAUGACUUAACUUACGAGUUACCCAAUAAUGAUGAAAAAUAUGUAUUUAGAGGUAGCAGAUUUGGCAUCGUGGAAGGUAAGGUAGGCGACGUCCGUCUGUUCACUAUAAUCAAUCCGGCCAUCAGGAAGAAGCAGUCCGGUCCGUGCUAUUUAUUAAAGUGGAACACAAAAAGUUAUAAUGUGGAAAAGAUGGUGAAAACGGGUAUGGAUAUGUUGUCGGCUAUUGCCGUAAGCGAUGAUGGUAGAUUCAUUGGUGUCGGGACAUUGACCGGAAGUGUAAAUAUAUACAUAGCAUUCAGUUUGCAGAGGAUAUACCACGCGGAGAAAGCUCAUAACAUAUUUGUGACGGGCCUAGAAUUCCUCAAAUCCUGCGAAGAAAGCUCUCGGAUAACCGGCGGACAAGACACGUCUCUCAUCAGCAUAUCCGUAGACAACCACAUUAAUAUUCAUCAUAUUCCGAAGCAAGCCACGAUGGGAUUAUUCGGGAUAAUUGUCAUGUGUAUCUCUGUUGUAUUAUUUGUAUAUAUUCUUAUGGACUAUCUGAAUCUGUGAUUUUUGUUUCCACGUGUAAAAAUUCUUAAUUUUGAAAGUUUUAAUCGAAUAAUCGAAGGUUGAUUUCGGGAUAUUUUUAUUUCUGGUUCAAGUUAAUUUAUGUAUUUUAAAGAAAACUGGUAACAAGUAUGUAUAAAUAAUAUAUGCAUUUUUUUUAAUCUGUCAAAAGGGAAUACGCAGUAUUUUAUAUUUUGUUUUUCUUUUUAAAGUUGUUGUUAAGAGAAUUAUGUAAAUAGAGAAGUCGGACAUGAUCCGCUGUAUAUUUUAGACAUUGUAAAGUCAUUAAUCUCGAAAGUGACUUAAAUGAGAAGUUAGGAAUCUUCAAACUUUAUAAUGAAAUAGUAAAGGUUAAAACAUGGCUCAGUUUUUAUAAUAAAUUAAAGAUAUUUGAA